UCCCGGUGGACUUGGUUAGCUACUGUAGCAAGCAAGGCUCAGCGUUUUAGAUCUGAAGACGGAGAUUCGCAGAAAAGCUAAUAUAGCUUGUAAAUAAAAGUUUUAACUAGCUAGGUCCUCUUUUCCCAUCUAUCCCAGUCGUCACAUCCAUUAUCUUGGUACAGACAGAAGUUUUUUUCGGUUUUGGUUUUCGUUAAUUCCUUGGUGUAAAAUAACCUCAAAGAAAGCGGACUGAUGGAAGAAGGUGGAGGAAAGCAGAAAGGGGUGGAGUAAUGACGAGAAGAACGAUAGCCAACUUACUUGGCUUUCCCCCUUUUCCGAAGAGAACCAAGGAGGUUAUUCGGAGGGAGGAGUCCUGAAUGAACGACACGCGCUUCUGUAGUAGCAGCUAGCUGUAUCAAAUCAUGUCAGUGCAAGAGCUGGGAUUUCCAGUGUAUUACAGCGUGUACAAUUGCACUGGCUUAUGCUUGCUAUCUGAUUAAUUACGGAUAGUUUAAGACGACUUCGCUUUUUCCAGUUUGGUUUCAAUACCGUCAGGUGAUUGCCCUUGGCUAUCUUGCUUUCUCUUUUUUGAUUUUUUUUUCCUCCCCACCAUUUAUAGCAGCCAAAGAAGGGCUAGUAAUCAACCACCGUUUCUUUUUCUGUAACGGUGUUUCCAUUGGCGUAUCCUUCACUUGGCGGCAGUGUUGCGAGAUUGUCUCAUAUAAUUAGCUGGCUUGCUAGCGACGCUGCCACAUACCAUCAGAAGCACCCAAUAGGUACGAGUGUGGGCCGCUGUAACUGUCAGUUAGCCAGCUACUAGCUAGCUGGUCACUGUAUGAAACAUUUUCACCGCUACACCUCUGUGGAACUUUUGGCCUUCACAACCAUGAGAUCGAAGAGGAACUGAAGGAAUAAAAUUGUUUACAGCAACGGACACAGAGUUGAGCGAACCUUAGCGAUGGAAUUUCAAAGCUGCUGAAGAGCAGGAGAAAAAAAGAGUGGGAAGGAAAAUACAAAAAACAAAAGGCGGCAGCAAAGAAUUCCGGAGGAGGAGAAGGUUGCGCGAGGGAAGGAGAGCGAGGGAUCGUGGAGAAGAGGAGCGUCUGAGCGGCGGAGGGUGGGGUGCAUGAGGCCCUCUCCAGCGAGAGAGAGAGAAGCGUAGGCGAGCAUGCUCAGUAGACGGAGAGCGGGCGAGGGGGCGGGGCCGGGCGCCCUGUCGCCGGGCAGGACUGCCCUCCCGGCGCUGCUGUUGGCCCUGCUGGUCGCCGGGGCGCGGGGGGGCUGGCCCGAGGGCCAGGUGGAGGUGCUGGGGGAGCUGGAGGCCUCCAUGAGCUCCUCGCUGCUGGCCGACUGGCAGGAGGCGGUGGCCGACGUCGCCACGGCUACCCCGCCCGCCGCCGGCUUCCCGGACUCUUCGGCGGUGGUGGGCCGCGUGUUCCACAUGAAGGUGCCCCUGAAGAGCUGGCAGGCAGGCAGCGUGGUGAAGAUCACAGAGGCCGAUAAGGAUGUUUUACCGUCAUGGCUGCACUGGGACUUGGACAGCCACACCCUGCAGGGCAUUCCCCUGGAGGCAGACAAGGGUGUUCACUACAUUUCUGUGUCUCCAUCGGAGUCAAACGCCACAGAGAGCCAGGCCUCUCCCAGCCCGGACGUUUUCUCCAUAGAGGUGCAUCCGGAGGAGCACGCGGACUCCGACCCCGCCCAGAUCACCCUCCAGUCCGCCGGCAACGAGGUCCUGCCCUUCAUCUGCGGCAACGAGGAGGCGGUCACCGUCCUCACGGUCAUCCUGGACGCGGACCUGACCAAGAUGAGCGCCAGGCAGCGCGUGGAGCUCCUGACCAAGAUGAAGAAGUUCUCGGGCGUGGGCUUGCAGCACAUGAAGAUCCUGCCCGUGGUGAACAACCGGCUCUUCGACAUGUCGGCGUUCAUGGCCGGCCCCGGGAACGCCAAGAAGGUGGUGGAGAACGGCGCCCUGUUGUCAUGGAAACUGGGAUGCGCCCUGGACCAGAGCAGCGUGCCCAACAUCAGCAGCGUUCAGGCGCCCGCCAAGGAGGGGACCAUGUCAGCGCAGCUGGGGUACCCUGUGGUGGGGUGGCACAUCGCCAACAAGAAGCCGCACGUGGCCAAGCGCGUUAGGCGGCAGCUCAACAACACCCCGACCCCGGUACCAUCCAUCCUGCCCCCGACGACGUACCCCGAACCCCCUGUGCGCAUCGUGCCCACACCCACGUCCCCGUCCAUCGCCCCACCCACCGACAGCUCCGCCCCUCCCGUCAGAGAACCCGUGCCUCUGCCUGUAAAGCCCACCAUCAGGACCAGAGACUCCAUCGCCCACACGCCCACCCUGGGGCCUCCCCAGCCGACCAGGGUCAUGGACACCACCAGCACCAUCGCCAUCCAGGCUACCGUCACUAGGCCCGUGUUUGUGGAGGCCACGGCAUCUCCCACCCCAGCCACAUCCACCACCAGGAGGCCCAAAACCUCUACCUCCACCAAGAAGCCCAGGAAACCUAAGACUUCCACCCCGGCUCCCAGGGACACCAGGACCACCACCGCCAGGCCAACCAAGCACACUACCCCCUCGCCUGCGCUGCCUGACCCCAGCAACGGACCCCCGGUCCUGCGCAACCCCAUUGACAAGGUCAAUACCUUCGUGGGGACCUACUUCGAGGUGAAGAUUCCUUCGGACACCUUCUAUGACCGGGAGGACGGCACCACGGACAAGCUGAAACUGACGCUGCGGAAGAACCACAAGGAGGUGGCCGUGGAAGGCUCCUGGAUCCAGUUUAACAGCACCAGCCAGCUGCUGUACGGCAUGCCCGACGGGCAGCAAGUGGGCCUGCAUGAGUACUUCAUGCAGGCCACAGACAAGGGGGGCCUGAGCGCCACGGACGCUUUUGAGGUCCGGGUCAACCGCUGGCCCACCAGCGACAAGCCCCCGGUCCUGUUCAGCGUGCGUUUCGAGGGAGAGCCGCGCAUGAUCACCAACGACAUCCACAAGAAGAUCCAGCUGAUCAAGGGCCUGGCGCUCUCGUUCGGUGACCGCAACAGCAGCACGGUCACCCUGAAGAACAUCACCAAGGGCUCCAUCGUGGUGGCGUGGACCAACAACUCCCUGCAGCAGGACCCCUGCCCCAGAGAGCAGAUCCAGGCUAUGAGCGACAGGAUAUCGAACGCCACCGGCCAGCCGUCCGAAUCGUUCAUCAAGAACAUGGAGCCCGACUUCAAGCCCAUGAAUGUCAGUGUCAGAGGCACGGGCAGCUGCCGCAGGUAUGUGUUCGUACCCCCGGGGGAGGUUGACGAGGAUGCCCCGAUCCCUGUCACGCCCGCUCUGGGCACGGGGCGGCAGAGCACGGACGACGUGUACCUGCACACGGUCAUCCCCGCUGUGGUGGUGGCGGCCAUCUUGCUGAUCGCCGGCAUCAUUGCCAUGAUCUGCUACCGCAAGAAGCGCAAGGGCAAGCUAACCAUCGAGGACCAGGCCACGUUCAUCAAGAAGGGCGUGCCCAUCAUCUUCGCGGACGAGCUGGACGACUCCAAGCCCCCGCCCUCCUCCAGCAUGCCUUUGAUCCUGCAGGAAGAGAAGCCUCCCCUGCCCCCGCCCGAGUACCCUAACAUGGCCAGCCCCGAGACCACGCCCCUCAACCAGGACCUUUUGGGAGAAUACACGGCCCUGCGGGACGAGGACCCCAACGCGCCCCCCUACCAGCCCCCACCACCCUUCACCACCCCCAUGGAGGGGAAGGGCUCUCGCCCAAAGAACAUGACCCCCUACAGAUCCCCACCACCGUACGUGCCCCCCUAGUGUUGACCUAAGCCUCCAGCCCAGGAGGAGAAGGGACGUCUUUGGUUCCACGCCAGUGUUGUCUGUCUGGGGGAGAGGGGUUUGGGAAAUAGGGCAGGGGGAAGGAUUCGACAAAAUGGGAGCGAGCUAGGGGGGUGUUGACAGGAUGGGGGUGGGGUGGGUGGGUCAGCUGGAAAAGGGGGAGGAAGGGAAGAAAGUAGGUUCUCACCUGUAAGGGUCUCCAUGGCGACCUUCUUCAGUCUCACAUACUUUGGCUACAUGAGCUGAAUAGCUACUAAGGGAGAUGCUCCCUCCUGCCCAACGCUUUUUGUUUUCUUUUUUCCUUUUUGUCUUUAUCGGUUUUCUUUUUCUUUUUUUUGACUGACUUUGAAUCAAACUCUACUUGCCUAACAGCACUCUUUUAUCUUCUGAACUCUUUCUUUUAAAUAAUACAAGAAGACAAUAAAAACAGACUGCAGGCUGCAAAGUUUUUUGUUAGAGGGAAAAAAAAAAUCACGUAAGGGGGAAAAAAAAAAUUAAUAAUAAAGAAACGAAUACCGCCAGGAACCUGGACAGCCCUGCGGGCAGCACUGGGGUUGGGUUUUUGAUUCAAUAAGUUUUGCCUUUUAACACUAAUUGUACUGUUUUUAUCCUUAUUCACGUGUCUAGCUAAAACGAUCAUAACAAUUAGCCUAAAAAUGUAAAAAGAAAGGAAAAAAAUCUUUUUUCAGUUAAUCCGCUCUAUAUCUGAAAGAUGUUCUGCUAGAUUGUAUUUUUUGGGGGGUGGGUGGGAAUAAGUACCGGACUGAAAUAACCUGCAGGAAAGCAGUUUUUCCCGCCGAAACGGCGCGUGUGCACACGGUCAGAACAGGCACUCGCGCGUGGUUUCCACCGACACAUCUCUUCUGCUGCCGAGUGAGGUAUCGUAGGUUCAAUGCUGGGGGUCGGCAGAGCAACACAUUGCAAAAAAAAAGAAAACAAAAUGUGAUUUGACAUUGAGAUGAGGUCAGAGGUCAUGCUUAUGGAGGCACAGCGAGCUGUACAGGCAUAGCAGGCCCUGCGGACAGAGCCGACUUACUGAAAAAUAGCAAAAAGCCCGUUUUCCCCACAAAAUGGCGUUCUUCAACUUCAUUCUUAAUUUCAUUGCGGUAUGAUCAUAAUUUUAUGCCAUUUUCUUCGUCUUUAUGUGGCAUUGCAACAAGUGUCUUGUACAUAAUGGUGUGCCUGUGACAAUAAAUGAUUAUAUUGAUAUUUUUUCAAAAAGUCAUGAUGAGCCCAUAAAGUUUGUGUAGACAGAGUAGAGAGGGGAAAACUCUCCUGCAGUUUAUUUUAGUUAAGGGGUGAUUAUUUUUUUAUGUAGUGAUGCUCUUGUUCUCACAUUUGAAAAGAAAGUCCAUUCAGAUUCUAUCAUUGUGUGUUUGCGAUCUGUCUGCGAUUCAGAAGUCGUGAUUCCCACUAGAGAAAGGAGAACAGCGCCACACGCUAAUGGGAAUUUAAUGAGCAAAAUCGGUAAAUACAAAUAAAAAAAGAUUAUAUAAACCUCAAUCUCAUUUUUUUACAAAGUUUUUGAUACAGCCUCAAAUUGUUUUAUUAAGAAAAAUAAAUGAAUAGUGUACUGCAAUUUGUAAAAGCAUAGCUUAGUAGAGAACUGAUUCAGUAUAUGUAUAUUAUUUUCUCAUGGGUCACUUACAUUUUUUUUCCCCCCCUCUAAAUUGAAAUUUGUUAGAUGUCCCAUAUCGUAUGUAAUCUUUUUUUUUUUUUCUUCUCUCCUGAUCACUUGUUUUCUUGGACAGUUAAAAUGACUCACUUUAUACCUGAUUUUUUUUUUUUUUUUUUUUUUUUCCUGUUUUUUGAAUGUGACCCUUUGCAAUAAUGUUAGGUGUGGUGAAGUGACGAGGAGAUGGUGCGGGCGAGAUGGGGAUGGUGAGCUGACCGUAACGGGCGGCGCUCAGAGUGCCAGGUUUUGCGCAGUCUGCAUUUGCAUCGGAGCUGGCCGUUGUGGAAUGGGGGUAACGGUGUCAGUUUUUAACGCUAAACGAUCCAACGACUAACCUAGCAUAGCGUCUCUCCAUUUAAUGGAGAGCAGUUGACCUUUUAUGCUACACAUAUACACUAUAAAAUAUAGAUUUAUUUUUUAAUCAAUAAGCUUGGGUUAUAAUCUAUUUUAAAAUGCUUCCAUUUACCAUGCAUUGAUUUAUCAAUAUUAAAUUCCACUGAGUUUUUAUUUUUAUUUUUUAAUUGCACCCUGGUUUGUCUGCUUUUUUUUUUGAAGCCCAUAUGGGCAUUACUUGGUUAAUGUCUUUCAUACUGACCCUUUCUGUUGUCAGAAGGAUGACUACUUUUAAAAAAACAUCAAUUAUAAAUCCUCUGUAAGUAAAAACUACUAAAUGGUAAACAAAAAGGUUAAAAGAGGAAGAAAAAAAAUGAAAUCAGUGUUUCUGUGCAGUGUUUCACCCUGACGUCCUGAGGAGAUGUGCGUUACUCUCAAGAUCCCAGCUCCCCCCAGUCGCUUGUACAAGGUGCUAAUGGAGUGCAGUGGAACCUUGGGUCGGGAUUAUGGGCUGAUGUUGAUGUUGCGGUGGGCGUGGCAGAGCUGAGAGGGUGACUCUGUGCAGGUGCUUUAUCAUUUAAUGGGAGUCACGGGUGGCGCUCAGGUGUUGGGCCUUGCUGCCAAGGCCACCCUGAUCAGGACCGGAGCAGCCGUACCUGUGACUGAGAUCUACAGUGAAUAUUCCGGAGCGUUGUUGUUUUGUAAGUGGCCUUGUGUAUUCCUAAUGCAACAGCUGUAUUCUUCAGUGCUUAGUGCGAAUCACACUAAGUUGCGGACUGUCUACCGCAACUGACUCAAACAAGGGUUGAAUGACAUGAUUUUGGAAUGAUUUGAGUUGGAGAAACCAAAGAUGUAAAUUUUAAAAUGGCAGUCUUCAGAUGUUUUAUUGCUACACUGUACGAGAAAUGCGAAAGGACUCGAGGUAGUUGCUGUAUGUAUUUGUUUCCAAAAUGUCCUGUACCUUAAAAUGCACAUUGCUCCAGUGGUUGCUGUGGCAGUUACUGCAGUGGAUUUAAAACACUAAUUUCUGCUCCUCUAUUUUGAGAAAUGUCCGACACUGAAGAAUACAGUGAACAGCAGACCUCCAUGUUUUCUACAGCGGAAGGCCAGUACAGCACAAAUAUCAAGAGCAGUUAAAUCUGUGUAACUGACUUGUUUGAGGUAGCUUGCUUCCUGGAACUAGCAUCAGGUUGGAUUAUGUGUCAUACUAACUUUUUUUUUUGUUUGCUUUUUGUUUUUCAACCCAUUGACUUUUAUGUUGCCUACAGAAAUAUAGGGAUUGGUGUCGUGUCAAAUCAUAUCAGCCUUACUUCUGUCUCUCUGCAGUACUCAAGCCUCUGAUGGGGGGCAGCUUCUCUUUUUCAUUGCAGUAGAAAGUAGCUUUUUGUUGCCCCUCCUUUGGGAUUAACUAGUCCUUAUAACUGGAAUGUUGAGGAUAUUAUCAUUUGUAUGAAGUGAGAAAAUAUUAAUAAGGUAGAUUUAUUUUUUAAGUGUUUUCUGUGGUACAGAAAGUUUUGGUCAGAUCCCAUUUCGUUUGACAUUUUUUUGCCUUUUACUUCCAACCCACCCCGCCCACACCCUCAACCCCAACCACAGCAGUGUGCCUGCACGACUUUCUGGCAGUACACAGUCUGGCCAUUACAGUGGCUCACAGGAGGAGCUUAUGGGGCCUCCACAUAAGAAAUCAAGUGAAUAAGCAAGACCCAAAACCUCAAAAGAGACCCGAGGAAGAGGUCGUCCUAGCAACGGUGGGGGGUGGGGGAGAUGAGAGUGAGAGAGUGGGCGAGAGAGCGAGAGGGAGCGAAUGGAUAACAAAACUCAAAUUGCUCAUACUUUGGGAAGCUGGAUAUUUGUCUGUUAACAUGGCAACUUCAACCUAAAAAUGGGGGUUCACACGAAUGCUCAAGUAAAGAAUAAUACAAAAAAUGCAUAGAAAAUGCAUUUUUUUCUUUUUACUGUUUUUAAUAGCAUUGUUUUAUUUAUGCUACUAGACACUGUAUGUUGAAAUCUUGUAUUAAAAAAGUGUUUUCACCAAA
Messenger RNA from Anguilla anguilla (European eel), 7852 nucleotides. It is a transcript of the gene dag1, whose product is annotated as dystroglycan 1. The record is from RefSeq and is a predicted model, not a curated record. The coding region runs from base 1151 to 3787 and encodes 878 amino acids. Gene Ontology annotation, cellular component: basement membrane; dystrophin-associated glycoprotein complex; dystroglycan complex. NCBI's taxonomy places the organism in Eukaryota, Metazoa, Chordata, Actinopteri, Anguilliformes, Anguillidae. Gene Ontology annotation, biological process: morphogenesis of an epithelium; nerve development; axon guidance. Gene Ontology annotation, molecular function: calcium ion binding; laminin binding. The transcript is spliced from 3 exons.